Molecule: messenger RNA, 1385 nt
Organism: Ziziphus jujuba (common jujube)
Lineage: Eukaryota; Viridiplantae; Streptophyta; Magnoliopsida; Rosales; Rhamnaceae
Product: COP9 signalosome complex subunit 5a
Exons: 6
Coding region: 124-1218 (364 amino acids)
Biological process (GO): protein deneddylation
Cellular component (GO): COP9 signalosome; cytoplasm
Molecular function (GO): protein binding; deNEDDylase activity; metallopeptidase activity
Source: RefSeq, a predicted model, not a curated record
GCCCAACACCGCUGAUUGCUUAGCUUUACUUCUCUUUUUCCUUGUUCCACCAGACUCCCAAUUAUAUCAGAGAGUGGUUGUGUUGGUGCUCUUCUUUGCGAGUGAGACAAAGACACAAACACAAUGGAGUCGUUUCCUUCAUCAGCGCAAAUAGCCCAGCAAACAUGGGAGCUAGAGAACAACAUCAUGCCCGACUCGCCGUCGACGGCGACCACAAGGACGGACGCAUCCUCCGACGCCAUAUUCUACUACGACGACGCUGCUCAGGCCAAGUCCCAGCAGGAGAAGCCUUGGGCCAAUGAUCCCCACUAUUUCAAGCGCGUCAAAAUCUCUGCCCUCGCUCUCCUCAAGAUGGUCGUCCACGCCCGCUCCGGCGGCACCAUUGAGGUCAUGGGUCUCAUGCAGGGCAAGACCGACGGCGAUGCUAUCAUCGUCAUGGAUGCUUUCGCUUUGCCCGUUGAAGGGACUGAGACUAGGGUUAAUGCCCAGGCUGAUGCCUAUGAGUAUAUGGUCGACUAUUCUCAGAUCAAUAAGCAGGCUGGGCGGUUGGAGAAUGUGGUUGGGUGGUACCAUUCUCAUCCUGGUUAUGGAUGCUGGCUAUCAGGUAUUGAUGUUUCAACACAAAUGUUGAACCAGCAAUAUCAGGAGCCAUUUUUAGCGGUUGUUAUAGAUCCAACAAGAACCGUUUCUGCUGGAAAAGUUGAGAUUGGGGCAUUCAGAACAUAUCCAGAAGGAUAUAAACCUACAGAUGAUCCUGUCUCUGAGUAUCAGACCAUCCCUCUGAAUAAGAUUGAAGACUUUGGUGUGCAUUGUAAACAGUAUUAUGCAUUGGAUAUAACCUAUUUCAAGUCUUCUCUGGACAGCCACCUAUUGGAUCUGCUUUGGAACAAGUAUUGGGUAAAUACCCUUUCAUCCUCACCUCUAUUGGGUAAUGGGGAUUAUGUUGCUGGACAAAUCUCAGAUCUAGCUGAAAAGUUGGAGCAAGCAGAGAAUCAAUUGGCUCAUUCCCGCCUUGGGCCACUACUAGCCCCCCCUCAAAGAAAGAAAGAGGAAGAGUCACCCCUUGCUAAAAUUACUCGUGACAGUGCAAAGAUAACUGUGGAGCAGGUGCAUGGUCUAAUGUCACAGGUCAUUAAGGACAUCCUCUUCAACUCUGUCCGUCAAGCCAACGGAUCUCGAACAGAGCCAUCCGGCCCCGAACCAAUGAUCGAAAGUUGAUUUUAAUUUUUACCACUUUACCUUCUGGCGGUUUUGCUGUUGCUGUUAUAUGGGCUAAAUCUAGGGCCGGCCCAACUUCAUUUGUGGUCUUAGGGGAGAUUUAAAAAAAAAAAAAGAAUGAUGGGCCUUUUAAUUACACAUAUAUAUAUUUUUUAUUUUCUUGAUUA